UUGCCACAAACACGCCGCAGUGUUGACGCCCGAACGCGACCGCACGUGCCGAGCAGGGUUGACGUGUGGAUCCAGAGGACACGGUUCCCGAACAUACUAGGGUCAGCGCCGUCACUGAACCCGCCAGAGCUGCCCGCACUCGACUGCUACGGUUUUCUACUCGUCUCUUUGUAUUUUCAAGUCGCUCCUUCGUUUCUUGUUCAGUCACACGUUGUAAUCUACCCUGACACCUGCCGCGUGCACCGCAUCCACAACACAAUCCCGUCUCCCCGGCUCAUUCCAACCCCGGAGAUUCCCGAGCACCCUUCCUUCAGGAAGGCUACGCAAGGUUCCCACAAAUGAGCAAACGCGCCUCAAGGUCCAAGAACCGCGGCUCUGUACCGAACAAGAGCUCUACCGACUCGCUGCGCAAAGACAGCAACAACGGAAAUGCUAACAGCAGCGCGACCAUGAACGGUGUCAUUCUCGAGCACCGCCGUAAGCACGCAAGCAUUGACGGCACUUCGCCCUCCAGCCAGGCUGCGAGCCUCAUGAGCAGCCACUCCUUCACCCUCGACGAUGAAGUUCCACCGCUAGACGCCGACGAGGGGCCUUCGAAAGGCUUUUUUGAGCUGUCGAAGAAAGACCAGAGCAAUUUCUUGCUCCUGGUGCUACUCUAUUUCCUCCAGGGGAUUCCCAUGGGUCUGGCGCACGGCUCAGUGCCCUUCCUGCUAAAGAACGUUGUCUCAUACUCGGCUAUUGGAGUGUUCUCGCUGGCCGCAUACCCCUAUUCAUUGAAGCUCUUAUGGAGUCCGAUUGUGGAUGCGCUUUGGUCACCCAGCGUUGGCCGGAGAAAGAGCUGGAUUUUGCCCAUCCAGACUAUCUCUGGUUUCUCCAUGAUCUGGUUAGGCAAAAACAUCAACAGAUUACUAGCACAAGCCAGCGAGUCAGAUAGCAGUGUGUGGACAUUCACGUGGUGGUGGUUUGCCCUAGUCUUUCUCUGCGCAACACAGGAUAUUGCUGUGGAUGGCUGGGCUCUCACACUUCUUUCCAAAGAGAACCUCGCAUACGCCUCGACCGCCCAGACCGUUGGCCUGACCGCUGGCCAAUUCCUUUCCUACACUGUCUUCCUCGCUUUCAACUCGAAAGAUUUCGCAAACAAAUGGUUCCGAUCCGCCAGCGCGCCUGCCGAAACAGGCAUCCUCGAACUCGAUAGCUACCUCACGUUCUGGGGCUGGGCUUACCUUAUUGUGACUCUCGGUCUUGCGCUCAUGAAGCGCGAGGAUCGCGAUAAGAACACCGACGGCAUUAAGGAGGUCUACAAGACUAUGUGGGGCAUUUUGAAGCUCAAGAACAUCCAAUCUUUCAUCAUCAUCCACUUGAUCGCGAAAAUUGGAUUCCAGGCAAACGAUGCCGUCACGAGCUUGAAGCUCCUCGACAAGGGUCUGAAGCAAGAGGAAUUGUCCCUUGUCAUCCUUGUCGAUUUUCCCGUCGAGGUGUUCUUGGGCUACUACAUCGGUAAAUGGUGUCAGACAUAUCCGCCCAUGCACAUCUGGUGCUGGUCUUUUGUCGGCCGCUUGUUCGCAGCCGGAUUUGCGCAGUUCGUCGUAUCCAUAUUCCCCGCUGGGGGCGCAUCAGGAGGCUUCCUUCUCGUCGUCAUCGCCGAACACGUACUAUCGACAUUCAUGAACACAGUCAUGUUCGUCGCCGUGAGCGCCUUCCACGCAAAGAUCUCUGACCCGGUCAUCGGCGGUACAUACAUGACGCUGCUUGCUACCGUCUCCAACCUCGGUGGCACAUUCCCCCGCUUCUUCGUGCUCAAGGCCGUCGACAUGUUCACCUCUGCGACCUGCUCGCCACCUUCAAUCCCUCCCAAGACCGACCUGCUCAAGGGCCCGCUGGUCACACAGGCUUUCUCGUGCGCUCUUGAGGGCGAGAAGCACCGCUGCAUCAACGGCGGUGGAGUCUGCAAUGUGACAACUGACGGCUACUAUAUUGUAAACAUACUCUGUAUUCUUCUCGGCGUGCUGACGUUCUGGGGCUACAUCAAGCCCGCGGUGAUGCGGAUCCAGGCGCUGCCGCUGCGCGCGUGGAGGCUGUCUCGUUAGAGCAGAGGAUUAAUGGUGUAGGAUAGAUAUAGCGAGCGUAGAACGCGUGGAAUAUGUUCCCAAAUUUUGAAGCUUGACGUAAUGUUUCUUCAGUGUCGCGUGCCUGAUGGCUGUAAAUGUACGCCCGAGGAUGUCCGAGGCAAGACAUCUGACGUUUGAAAACAGCAGUGAUCCAGUCAGCAGAACAAUGAAGCACGAAAGUAAGGCAGU
Molecule: messenger RNA, 2297 nt
Organism: Boeremia exigua
Lineage: Eukaryota; Fungi; Ascomycota; Dothideomycetes; Pleosporales; Didymellaceae
Product: acetyl-coenzyme A transporter 1-domain-containing protein
Exons: 3
Coding region: 339-2087 (582 amino acids)
Cellular component (GO): membrane
Molecular function (GO): acetyl-CoA transmembrane transporter activity
Source: RefSeq, a predicted model, not a curated record